ACUGAUACUGAUCCCGUGAGUCAAGGGCUAAACCCUUGAUGCAUUCAUCUGCAACACCCAGGUACACCUCGUUAUCCGCUAUAAUAUCAUGGGGUAACUACUUACCACGUGGACUCACGGGCCAAAUUGCAAAAUCAUGAGCCGCCACGCAGGAUUGCUCCUGGAGGAUGUAGCGUCACGUGAAGCUCGUACCCGACCGGCUCAAAGUGGGUCAAUCUCACAAGCUGCUCGUCAAGCGAUCGCGCUACAUAAAACCACAUUCCACAUUCAUCACAUCGCAACAAUGUCUCAUCCUGAAACAGAUCUACUAGAAUCGCUGACCUCUGAGCUCUCUCAGCGGCUGAAGGAUUAUGAAGAUCAAGCCUUGCUCGAGAUGAUAAGGCCGAAUCUUGCGUCUCAGUUUGCGCAGGAAGCUCCCGAGUUGGCCAGAUUCCGAGAGGCCAUGGCGCAGAACAAUUCAAUGGAUGAUAGGGAAUUCCUACGCAUCUUCCGAGAAUUCAUUCCUAUCACAAACUAUGAAGUUUACAGGCCGUUUAUAGCAAAGUUUUUUGUGACCCCUUGCAAGGAGGCCGACGUCAAGAACAUGUUCGCCCCAGGACUGCCCUACUUCUUUGCCAUGUCUAGUAUGACAUCCGGCAAAUCAGUAAAGACAUUUCCAAGAUAUCGGCCUCCCCCGCACUUGUUGCAAAACCCUCUUUAUCUGGCGCUUCCCCCAUCAGAGGGAACCACCUUAUCGCCAGCUUCCAUGAGAUAUUCACAACUCUUAACAAUAGAUUGCGAGGACGGUCAGUCCAAGCAGGUGACAGUCUGCUCGUUGAGCAUCGGCUUUCUGAGGAUGGCGCUGAACUGGGACGCCGAGCACGACAACGAGAGGCUCGACUUAUGGCUGCCGGGGCAAACAGAUCCAUACGCGAUCUCCUUGGUCAAGAGCUAUCGCGCAUUCUUUGUCCUAAAUGCUCUGUUUGCACUGGCAGACUGUCGGGUGACGACCAUCCGCUUCUUCUUCGCCAAUGUAUUCGUCAUUUUUUUGCAGUAUAUAGAGGAUGAGUGGUCUCUGCUCAUCGACUGCAUCGAGAAGGGUAUCAUCCCGGAUGUCGAAAACCUAGGUCAUCUACGAGCACCUUUGGAGAAAUUGUUCAAGCCAAAUCCUCUUCGUGCUGCCGAACUUCGGGAAAUCGGACCCCCUGGCAUCCAGGGUUGGGCAGUGCGCGUGUGGCCUCACUUGGAAAGGUUCCUUGGGAUUACUGGAGGCCCGGCUGCUACAGCCGCUUCUCAGCUUACUCACGUCCUCGGGCCUUCCAUCCCCACGCAGGCUACUGGUUAUGGCAGCUCAGAGGGUAGCAUGGCCCUACCAUACCACAAAAGCAACCCUAAUACUGACUACAAGGUGAUGUUUGUGGAUGUGUUGACCGAGUUUCUGGACGUCCAUUCCAACGAGUCUUCGGAGCGUGUAUUGUCCAUUCAUGAACUUGUGACUGGAGGACAUUACGAGCCCGUCUUGACGACUCGCAAUGGCUUGUGGAGAUAUCGCAUUGGUGAUGUCGUCACAGUUAAAGGCUUCGCUCCAGAUGACGGAUUGCCUGUUAUCAGUUACCUUCACAGGCGAGAAGGCGGGAUUGUGAUGGCAUUUGGCACGACGUGCACUGAGUCGCAAUUGACGAAUGCGAUCGUCUCUGCCGCCAAUCGAUGGAUCGGCCAAAUCAUAGACUUCACUAUUGUAGGCGAUGAUCGUGACACUCCUAUCACUUACGGGUAUUUGAUUGAAAUUGGAGGUGAAAUAGGAAAAGACGCGAAGAUGGCAAAGCAGCAAACUUUUGAAGACCUCAUGGCGGCAAACGACGAGUUUCGCACUGCUUUCUGGCAAGGUCGAGCAAGAAAGCCGACCAUUCGUCUCGUGGAGAAAGGCACAUUUACAGAAUACCGUCAACAGAAGUGUAACAAGACGAAUGUCUCGAUAUCCCAAGUGAAGGUUCCUGUCGUCCUUUCUGACCCGACAUUUAGAGAAUGGAUCCUGCAACAAGUUGUAAUUGAGCUGUAAUAAAGUCUGAUCGAAAUUUAUGUAUCGAACUAAUUCAGCCUCUGCUUUCGAUGCCAAUUCUUCCCUAGAGAUACAGAAAGGGAACGACUAAGAU
Molecule: messenger RNA, 2132 nt
Organism: Suillus bovinus
Lineage: Eukaryota; Fungi; Basidiomycota; Agaricomycetes; Boletales; Suillaceae
Product: GH3 auxin-responsive promoter
Exons: 7
Coding region: 137-2038 (633 amino acids)
Cellular component (GO): cytoplasm
Molecular function (GO): acid-amino acid ligase activity
Source: RefSeq, a predicted model, not a curated record